Lodderomyces parapsilosis is the source of this 405-nucleotide messenger RNA. RefSeq names its product histone H2AZ (gene HTA3). Bases 1 to 405 code for a protein of 134 amino acids. NCBI's taxonomy places the organism in Eukaryota, Fungi, Ascomycota, Pichiomycetes, Serinales, Debaryomycetaceae. Gene Ontology annotation, cellular component: nucleosome. Gene Ontology annotation, molecular function: protein heterodimerization activity; structural constituent of chromatin; DNA binding. The record is from RefSeq and is a predicted model, not a curated record. The transcript has a single exon.
AUGUCAGGAGGUAAAGGAAAAGUACACGGAGGUAAAGGUAAAUCCUCAGAAAUUGCCAGAUCUUCAACAUCUCAUUCUGCAAGAGCAGGUUUACAAUUUCCUGUUGGUAGAGUUAAGCGAUACUUGAAGAAGAGUGCUCAAAACAAGAUUCGUGUUGGUUCUAAAGCGGCAAUUUAUUUAACUGCAGUAUUGGAGUAUUUAACUGCUGAAGUAUUGGAAUUGGCAGGUAAUGCUGCCAAGGAUUUAAAAGUCAAGAGAAUUACUCCUAGACAUUUACAAUUGGCCAUUCGUGGUGAUGAAGAAUUGGAUAAUUUGAUCAAGGCUACUAUUGCCUAUGGUGGUGUAUUGCCACAUAUUAAUAAAGCGUUAUUGUUGAAAGUGGAGAAGAAAAAGAAUAGCAAGUGA